Ectocarpus siliculosus is the source of this 2439-nucleotide messenger RNA. The record is from the annotation of a GenBank genome assembly. Lineage: Eukaryota; Phaeophyceae; Ectocarpales; Ectocarpaceae.
AUGAGCCUCCUAGCAAGCCUUCGACACCCAAACCUCCUUUUAUUCCUGGGCGUGACGUACGACCCACACACCCACAACCCACGGAGCAUCAUAACCGAGCUCAUGCCCUCAAGCGUCUACGACCUGCUCGAAACAAGAGGAGUGCGCUUGGAGCAACACGAAGUUUUGGACUUGGCCAGCGAUAUCGCUUCGGGUUUGGUGUACAUCCACGGCCAGAGCCCUGCUAUUGUACACCGAGAUCUCUCCUCGAGAAACGUUUUGUACGACGGUCGAACAGCGAAGCUGGCAGAUUUGGGACAAGCGAAAGCAAUGGGCGUGGCAUCGGCAGUGGGAGGCAGUCGGCAGACCGCCAUGCCUGGAGCGAUGAUUGACGUCUUCAGCUUCGGGGUGCUGCUGGCCCAACUCAUCACGGGAGAAUACCCCCGACUAGACACAAGGAAAGAACAGGUGGCCGAGGCAGGAGACCGCUUCUCCCUGCUCAAACCACUGCUUGACCGCUGCCUUAGCUUGCACGCAGAGGAUCGACCGGCUGCGGCCGAAGCCCUGCGUGCUCUGGAAGCCCUCCGUGCAGAUCCCUGCGCAUAUCACCCAGCGGGGCAUGGAGCAGGGAUUUUAGCGGACAGGUGGUUUCAGGAGGGAGAAAAGCUUCGCUACCUCCAGGAUGCCACUGAACGGUUGCAAGAGGACCUCCUCAGGGCCCAGAGGGCUGUUAAGUCUGCAGAGACCCUCCAGGGUUUGGCCGAGGGCAAUAACACCUUGGCCAACCGAGCAGCGCAGGAGGCCAAAGAAGCCAGGGUUACGGCGGGGCAGAGGGCAGAACAAGCUGAAGCACAGCUGGCAGGGCAAGUGGCUGCCACUCGCGAGGCGGAAGCGAGGGUACAGCAAGCAAUCUCCCGCUGGGAGGGGGAGAAGGUGGACCGACUCAGGUUCAGAAAGGAAUAUAUUACCAAGUGCUCCGAGGCUCAGGAGCGAGAACGGACCGUGAGAGACCUCCGGGCUCGCCUCAAAGAAGCUACCGACCGGUUGUCUAAGUACGACGGGCUGCCGGAAUCUCAGCAAAUUCGGCAGCGUAUGCUCGACCUUGAGGGGGAUCGGCAACGGGCCAACGACGAAACCUCCGAGAGGGAGAAGGAGCUCGAAGAGAGGCAACGAGACAUCGAUGCUCUCAACGAUAAGCUGAAAGCCGUUCAAGACGCGCGAGAUGCGGCAUUGAAGCAAAGCGAAGUACUGGAAACCACAGUGGACAGCGUUCUAAGGGACAGGGGUGACGCCGUCAAGCGGGCCGAGAAGGCAGGGAAGGCCUUGACCAAAGCUCGAAAGCAGGCAGACGAGGACGGCAUGCAGAUCGAAACACUAAAGAACGAGGUUCUCGGGGUGCGGAAAGAAAUGAAGCGAGUGAAAAAGGAUGCGCCCUGGGUGUUCAAAGGAGGAGGUAAAAGCCAAGGCAGCAGCAGCAACAACACAAAUGCUGCGGAUCGCAUCCGUGAAAGCAGCAACUCGACAAGCGGCGACACCGGGGAGAUCCACGAGCAGGGGGAUGGCGGCAUCUUGGGCGCUCGGCGCCGCCCCGCAUCGGCGGUUUCUUCGGGAAGCGGUAGCAGCGACGAUGAAGAGGGCAGAAGUGAAAACGGAGCGGAAACGAUGGUUGGCAAAGCCGCGGAGACAGGUCCGCGGGGCGUCGCGGAGCUUCUGCGUCGACAUCCGAAGAGGCACGAGUUACAGCGCCGAGGGCUUCGCGCCCUGAGAGACUUAGCCUACAAGGGCGACGAGGAAAGGGCGGCGGUGGCAGCAGCGGGGGGCGUAGCUGCCGCGGUCCAUGCCAUGAACCGCUUCCCGGCAGAUUCCAGAGUACAGGUCGGCGGAGUGAAGACCCUUGCACAUCUGGCCUUCGGAAACGACGUCAACAGAAUAGAGGUCGGUUCUUCCGGGGGCACGGCCGCAAUCCUUCGCACCAUGGCCGCCAACCCAGCCGACCCGGAGUUACAAGGGGAGGCGUGCACGGCAUUUACGAACCUUUCCCACAACUGCGACCGGAACAGGAAGCUCGUUGUCGAGGGUGGAGGUCUCAUCCUCAUCCUCAACGCCAUGCAGACUUUCCCUGGACAUCCGAAGCUGCAGCGCCAAGCAUGCUGGGCCCUCCUGACGCUCGCGGCGAACGACGAAAUAUCGAGGGUAAUCGCAAGCGAGGGCGGGGUGGGUGCCAUCAUCGCAGCGAUGAUCAACAACGCCGAUGAUACCUCCGUGCAACAUUUUGGCUGCUGGGCUCUGGCCAACGUGGGGUGGGGGCAAGCCGACGUGCAGAGGUUUGCAAGGGAAGAGGGCGCGAUAGAAGUCAUCCAGACUGCGGUUCAGAGGUUUCCGGAACAUCAGGCCCUUGUAGCGAAGGCGCGCCUGGCGUCGAGCAUCAUUCUCGAGGGGGUGGGGCUCGCGCCGGUGUAA